Messenger RNA from Plodia interpunctella (Indianmeal moth), 2993 nucleotides. RefSeq names its product homeobox protein MSX-2-like. The transcript has 3 exons. The record is from RefSeq and is a predicted model, not a curated record. Gene Ontology annotation, biological process: regulation of transcription by RNA polymerase II; embryonic morphogenesis. Gene Ontology annotation, cellular component: nucleus. The coding region runs from base 372 to 1220 and encodes 282 amino acids. Gene Ontology annotation, molecular function: RNA polymerase II transcription regulatory region sequence-specific DNA binding; DNA-binding transcription factor activity, RNA polymerase II-specific. Lineage: Eukaryota; Metazoa; Arthropoda; Insecta; Lepidoptera; Pyralidae.
AGAGGCGGGCCGCGGUUUGCGCCCCAAUGCUAGCGCGAUUUUCACCGCGCUUCCACGCGAAUCGUUACGCGGACGCGGCGCGUAUUCGUACAUAUUCGCAACCCUGAGUUCAAUUUGGAAACAGACGUUCUGAUAUUUAAUUCAUUUUCGCUGUGCUCUGUGACUGUUGUGGUCAAAUAAAUGACUAGGACGUGAGCAGUGUAAUUUGAUUAGAAUGCACCGCGCGGACAGAUGUAAAUUGCUCGAUCAAAUAUAACGGAUGACUGCGAGUUUCGUAGUUCAUUGAUAACUAGGUCGGAAUGGUUCAUCAAAGAGCGUUAUAGGGUUGGGGGUAACAUCGCUUAUGACUGAAAUGUCAUCGAGCAGAUGAAAUGAAGACGUCGCUCGAAUGCGAGCGCGCCGAGACCGCCGACAGCGGCGGCAAAGGCCGGAUAUCGUUUAGCGUGGACUCUUUGCUGAGAGGGAAAGCUGAUACUCCUGUGAAAGAAGCGAGUAUACCUGAUGCCAAUAGCAAUGACGCGGAGAGUACGGACGCGGCGCCCGAGACCGAUGAUAGUGAUGUCGAUAUUGAAGAUGUCGAGUCGAACGUGGGAGAUGAGAGAGACGAGCGAGAUGAGAGGGAGAUGGGGAACGAUGGAGACGAGCUGGAGAGCCGCAGCGGAGUGGUGGUGCCACAGCCGCUGCUGCCGCGGCUGUACCAGGGCCCGGCGCCCCCCUCCUGGCCAUUUGGAGCCUUCCCCUGGAUGGCACCGAACCCCAUGUUUAGGGGAGGUUCGCCAAACGCAGGUCCCCCGACUGGUCCGCCAGUGGUGCGCUGCCAACUGCGCAAACACAAGCCCAACCGCAAGCCCCGGACCCCCUUCACCACGCAGCAGCUUCUGGCCUUGGAGAAGAAGUUCAGAGACAAACAAUACCUGAGCAUCGCUGAAAGAGCUGAGUUCUCGUCUUCGUUGAGGCUGACAGAGACUCAGGUCAAGAUUUGGUUCCAAAACCGGCGAGCGAAGGCGAAACGUCUCCAGGAAGCUGAGAUUGAAAAACUUCGUCUGUCCGCGCGACCGCUGCUCCCGCCGUCGUUCGCUCUGUUCGGCGGGGGAGGGGCACCCCCCCUCUUCGCAGCUAUGGCCGCAGCCACCAGGCCGCAGCUCAGCUUCCUCGGUGGCCCCCCCAGCCACCAACAUGCCAUCAACAUGAAUAUACUGAACUCCCUACAACCACAUUGACGGUUGGAGCACGCGGGAACGCGUGACAACGAACAGCCGCCAUCUUCGUGAAGUGUUCUCAAUUCAAAGUUUGUGAUUCGAAAAGCGGAAAAGACUUGUAAAUUGUGCUAAGUGCUGGCAAUUUUAUAAAAAAGUGAACAUUUGAAUUACGAAAGAAGAAUGAAUGGAUAUUAUUGGAAAAUGGAACAAUCAAGCAGUUUUAGUUACGGUCAAGUUCAAAUGAAUGUGUUAUGGAAACUGUAAAAAAUAAUUUUAGUUAAUGUAAUAUAAUAAUUAAAUUAGUCAAAUAAGUGAAAUGUAGGAAAAUGUUAUUAAUUACAUACACGUUUCUUUUAAAAAAAUCAAAACUAUAAGUGCAAUUUUCUUGAUGUAACUAUGUAAUUAGAAAGUAGAUAUAUUUCACCCAAAAAUUAUACAAUAUAAUACUUUCAUAUCACCCACAUGGAAAUACUUAUAUGUUUCAAGAAUAUUUACUUAUUGUUACAAAAUUAGUUACAGUUCAACCUCAUUUCAAGUGAAAUGAUGAAAAAAUUAAUCAAUUGUUGUCCACUGUAUUAUAUAUAUAUUAUACAUCACAAAAUUCGAAUAAAACUAUUGUGUAAUGUAACGAUUGAGUUUAUACGAAACCGAACUCCAUACAAUUGGUUGUAGCAUUAGAGCACGUAACAUUAUUACGUUAAAAUAGUUUUCAUUUUAUUUGAAAAAAAAAAUGUUGCUUACGAUACUAUUCUUGAUUAAGGCUCUCUUUUUAUCGUGUGAAAAAAACCCCGUACUUAGACUGUAAUUAAAUAAAAAGCCAUCAAAGCCUUAAUGUUACGCAAAUUGCCUGAAUACAAAAUGCAUAAAUAUUAUAAUAAUAUAACUCAUAAUGUACACCAUGAAAAUAUACUUACUUACAGGAGUAAAUACAUCUGGGAUCUAUACAGAAAAAUGCCUAAAAAUAGCCCAGGGGCCCUAAAAUUCCUGCAGGAUCGAAACUACGGGUCACAGAGAGUAAACAGGCCAUAGCCAAUUUAAUUUCCACUACAAAGGUGUAAAUAUUUGUUAGUAUUUAGCUAAAUUAUUGUAUACGUAAGAUUAAGAUAGGAAGUCUAAACUAUUAGAUUUUUUAAUUCAAAUUUAAUUGAGCAACUGAGAAUCGAUUUUCCCGUUUGGACCUCCAAAAUUCGACCUCUAUUAUUUGGUGCCCAUUUGAGCUCCAAUCAAAAACCUGGUGCUCACUGGAUCCUCAUUAUUUGACCUCAUCAACUCUGUACCAGUAGUGCACAGAGUUGAUGAGGUCAAAUAAUUUUGUUUCCAUUGGACCUCACAGAAUCUUUUUCAAUACCUUCAAGGCAACAAUUUUCUACACGAUUAUAUUUUUUAGAAAUGUGAGAGUAAGGUACCACUAAACAAAGCAAUAUAUACUAACUAUUAAUCUUGAGUAUCCAGUGCGAACUAGAUAAAUUCCAAAAAUAGGUCCAAUAGGCCCUUAAAAAUGUAGGGUGGUCGAAUGGGCUGGGCAAUUUUUUAGGGUGGAGUCUUGAGGAUCCAGUGGGCAAUAGACCGAAUUUGCCGAUUCAUGUCAUUUAGACUAAAUAUUACAUUUUUUAUUUCUAUUUGUUUCACCGAGUUUAUUGUAAAUAUGCUUUAUUUGCUAUCAUAGCUCUGAUAAAUCAAUAUUUGGUAUGUUUUGGACAUUAUACUUAGAAAGAUGUUCACACAAUAUUAAAAUAAGGUAACUCAACGCAUUUGUAAAUUAUUAAUUAAAUUAUAAAUUCGUUAUUAGUACAA